This is a messenger RNA of Temnothorax curvispinosus, 549 nucleotides long. Its product is annotated as zinc finger HIT domain-containing protein 3. NCBI's taxonomy places the organism in Eukaryota, Metazoa, Arthropoda, Insecta, Hymenoptera, Formicidae. Gene Ontology annotation, molecular function: protein binding. The transcript is spliced from 2 exons. Bases 108 to 524 code for a protein of 138 amino acids. The record is from RefSeq and is a predicted model, not a curated record.
GGAUCACGUGGUAGGAUAAAAAUACAUUCGUGACAUGUGCUCCGAUAUUUUUAUAUAUCGAACGGUGUAUGUACUUGCAUGGUAAAUUAAUUGAGUCAUGAACUGAGAUGAAUCAGACAAUCAGAAAUUGUUGUGUUUGCGGAAAGGACGGUGCAGCUUACAAAUGUCCGAGGUGCAGGGAAUUUUAUUGUUCUGUGGGAUGUUGCAGAGAGCACAAAACUCAACCUUGCGAGCCUCCAGUGUUACCUGAGAAACCCAAGGAAUAUCGAAGGGUCACUGAACGGAGGUAUGAUUUUCCAACGGAAGAUACAGUGCCUAUGGAGAAGCUGCGACAAUUGUGUGACAGCAAGGAACUGAUAAAGUGUCUCCAGAAUCCCUACUUGCGUGACAUUAUGAAGGCAGUUGUGGACAGUUCAAAUCCUACCGAGGCGAUCGCGUCAGCCAUGAAGGAGCCUAUAUUCUUGGAGAUGGCAGAUGCUUGUCUGCAGAUCGUGGAACCGCCAGACAAUGCUAAGCCAUGCUAAACAACUUCUGAAUGUACAUCGUUAU